Molecule: messenger RNA, 1602 nt
Organism: Hyphopichia burtonii NRRL Y-1933
Lineage: Eukaryota; Fungi; Ascomycota; Pichiomycetes; Serinales; Debaryomycetaceae
Gene: HTS1
Product: histidine--tRNA ligase
Exons: 1
Coding region: 1-1602 (533 amino acids)
Biological process (GO): mitochondrial translation; histidyl-tRNA aminoacylation
Cellular component (GO): mitochondrion; cytoplasm
Molecular function (GO): ATP binding; histidine-tRNA ligase activity
Source: RefSeq, a predicted model, not a curated record
AUGUCCUCCGAACAAGCUACACACGCUGCUGCUGCUGCUGCCUCAACCCCGGUUGAAAAAGCUGCCCCAGCUCAAUCCAAGAAACAAAGUAAGAAAUCCAAGAAACAAGAUCAACAAUUCUUGUUAAAGACUCCAAAAGGUACCAAGGAUUGGGCUGAUAAGGAUAUGAUCAUCAGAGAAGCUGUCUUUGGUUCAUUGAGCUCACUUUUCAAAAGACACGGUGGGGUUACUAUUGAUACUCCAGUUUUUGAAUUAAGAGAAAUUUUGACUGGUAAAUAUGGUGAAGAUUCUAAAUUAAUUUAUAAUUUAGAAGAUCAAGGUGGUGAAUUAACUUCUUUAAGGUACGAUUUGACUGUUCCUUUUGCCAGAUUUGUCGCAUGUAAUUCGAUCAGUAACAUUAAAAGAUUCCAUAUUGCUAAGGUUUAUAGAAGAGAUCAACCAGCAAUGACUAAAGGUAGAAUGAGAGAAUUUUACCAAUGUGAUUUCGACAUAGCUGGUAAUUACGAUACUAUGGUUCCAGAUUCAGAAAUUUUAAAAAUCACCACUGAAGGUUUAACUGGUUUGGGUAUUAAUGAUUUCAAAAUUAAAUUAAAUCAUAGAAAGAUUUUGGAUGGUAUUUUCCAAGCAUGUGGUGUUAAAGAUGAUGAUGUUAGAAAAAUUUCUUCCGCUGUUGAUAAAUUAGAUAAAUCUCCUUGGGAAGCUGUUAAAAAGGAAAUGGUUGUUGAAAAAAAUCAACCGGAAGAAGUUGCCGAUAAAAUUGGUGAGUUUGUUAAAGUCAACGGUACUAUUCGUGAUGUCUUAACAUUCUUAACUAAUGCUGAAAUCUUGAAAUCAAACGAUUCAGCCCAAAAAGGUAUUGAAGAAAUGUCAAUUUUAGCUGACUACGUUGAAGCAUUUGGUAUUGAAAAACAUCUUUCUUUUGAUUUAUCAUUAGCAAGAGGUUUAGAUUAUUAUACUGGUUUAAUCUAUGAAGCCGUUACUGCUGCUUCUGCUCCACCAACUAAUGCUAAUGAAUUAAAAGAAAAAGCUAAAAAAGAAACCAAGGAAGUUGAAGACGCCUCUGAAUACGUUGGUGUUGGUUCAAUCGCUGCCGGUGGUCGUUAUGAUAACUUAGUUGGUAUGUUCUCCAAUGGUAAAUCAAUUCCAUGUGUUGGUAUUUCAUUUGGUGUCGAAAGAAUUUUCUCUAUUAUUAAAGCAAGAGCUGCAAAACAAUUAGAAAAAUUAAGUUCGUCGCAAACUCAAGUUUUCGUCAUGGCCUUUGGUGGUGGUGAAGGUUGGAACGGUUUCUUAAAAGAAAGAAUGGAAGUCACUAAUAAAUUAUGGUCUGCAGGGAUUAACUCUGAAUUUUUAUACAAAGCCAAACCAAAUAUUCGUAAACAGUUUGAUGCUGCUGAUAAAUCUGGCUCUCAAGUUGCGGUUAUUUUAGGUAAAGAAGAAUAUCCUCAAGGUCAAGUUAGGGUUAAAGUUUUAGGUCAAGGUGAUGAUAGUGAUGAAGGUGAUCUUGUUAAGGUUGAAGACCUUGUUAAAUCUGUCGAAGGUAAGUUAUCUCUGUUGAAUAGAGAUGGUUUAGAUGAAAUCACUCGUUUGUUACAAAACUUAUAA